AUGGCCCCUUCUGCUAUUACCGACACUACUGCUCCCAACGGAGCCAAACAGGUGGCCCAGAAGGAUCUUCCCAGUCCGAUUCACCCAUCCAUGAUUCUUCGUUUGGACCAAGACUUCAUUGAGUAUUACAAUGCAUACAUCGCCGUCAAACCUGUUACCCACCAGGUUAGCAUGGAGGAUGUUCGCAAAUACCCGAAGUUAUAUGCCGCUUCCUGGGCCAAAGAUUUCACAUUCGAGCCGUUCGUGAAUGAUAUAGAAAUCCCGGGGCCGGAUGGGAAUAUGAUCAAAGCUCGAUGCUACACACCUAAUCCAAGGACUUCACCACACGGCGAUGGCCCAUAUCCUAUUCACAUCAACGUCCAUAGUGGCGGAUUCAUCUUUGGCGACCUGACUGGAGAUGCCGAAUUAUGCAUGCUGGUGCGAGAUCGGCUAAUGUUUAUCGCAGAGCACUUCUGGUACAAGGGACAUGAGGAUGUUUGGGCAGCAUUCAAAUGGGUCGGAGAACAAGGCAAGACUAUUAAUGCCAACGUCGACUCUAUCUCCAUGGGAGGGAUCUCUGCUGGUGGGCAGAUCACCGCCGUGUGCCAGCAGCUUGCUCGGAACGAGGGCUAUGAGCUGAAGCUCGCUCUCCUCGCAGUUCCCUCUGUUGACGAAUUCAUAUCAUUGAAGCAGCCCAGUGAUUCGCCAUACCCAUCCUAUCAAGAAAAUGCCCUUUCUCCGUGCCUGAGCUGGAAGAGAAUCGCCUAUUGCGGCGAGGUCAUCAACUCGGCUCUGCACAAGGACGACGAUCUAGUGCGCCCCGAGUUCUGGCAUAACCCUAUCCGUGGAGAAUUGGCAGGUUUGUGCAGGACCUUUAUUGCGACGGCAGACUGUGACCCUCUCAGGGACGAAGGAGAGAGCUAUGGUGCCAAAUUGGCUGCUUGUGGUUUACUGCCUUCCAAGGACCAAUAUAACAAGAUCUGUUCACAAUACAUAAGCUGGAAAAGAACAGCUGAAGAAGCGUUCGAGAAGGACCCUAUGUGCUAG
Clonostachys rhizophaga is the source of this 1026-nucleotide messenger RNA. Lineage: Eukaryota; Fungi; Ascomycota; Sordariomycetes; Hypocreales; Bionectriaceae. The record is from the annotation of a GenBank genome assembly.